AUGUCCCCCAAAUCGGUUUUAAUUACCGGAUGUAGCGAUGAUGGAAUCGGCUCUGGCCUGGCACUGACUUUCCAAAAGCAAGGCUAUCAGGUCUUCGCGACUGCCCGAAAUCUCGACAAGAUGACCAAGCUGAGUGGCCUAUCGAAUGUCACCUUGUUGCCGCUAGAUGUGACCGAGCCACGCCAGAUUGAAUCGGCUGUAGCUGCGGUUGAGGCUCAGACAGGCGGAACCCUAGACGUUCUAGUCAACAACGCCGGUCGCAAUCACUUCAUGCCUUACCUGGACGAAGACGUGGAGCAAGUCAAGGCCCUCUAUGAUAUCAAUGUUUGGGGGCCACUGCGAGUGACCAAGGCCUUUGCCCCAUUAUUGAUCAAAACGCAAGGCUCCAUCGUUUUCAUCACGUCGAUCUCUGGCUAUGUGAACGUUCCAUUCAUGGGAGCAUAUGCCGGUUCGAAACGAGCACUGGAGCUUAUGGCUGAUACACUUCGGCUGGAGUUGAUCCCGUUUCAUGUCAAGGUUCUGUGCAUCCCGACUGGUGCGGUUCGCACCCAAGGGCAGACCUAUUUUGGAGAUUUCAAGUUACCCGAUAAUUCUCUGUACAAACCAAUUGAAGAGACAAUUGCUGCACGGGCACAGGGCCAGGACGGCAUCGAGCGAAUGCCCUUGAUGGACUACAGCAGCCAGGUUGCUGCCCAGAUCGAAAAUGGUGCGACUGGCCGCUUUUGGUGUGGCGCCAACGCCGACAGGACAAAGGCUACCAUUAGCGGUGAUUCCAAUGAUAUGAUGGACGACAUCUUUGUCAAAAUCACUGGGCUAAAUACGUUGUAA
Messenger RNA from Aspergillus nomiae NRRL 13137, 828 nucleotides. RefSeq names its product SDR family oxidoreductase. Gene Ontology annotation, cellular component: endoplasmic reticulum; lipid droplet. Bases 1 to 828 code for a protein of 275 amino acids. Gene Ontology annotation, biological process: phosphatidic acid biosynthetic process; triglyceride catabolic process. NCBI's taxonomy places the organism in Eukaryota, Fungi, Ascomycota, Eurotiomycetes, Eurotiales, Aspergillaceae. The transcript has 3 exons. The record is from RefSeq and is a predicted model, not a curated record. Gene Ontology annotation, molecular function: triacylglycerol lipase activity; acylglycerone-phosphate reductase (NADP+) activity.